Molecule: messenger RNA, 1214 nt
Organism: Rhagoletis zephyria (snowberry fruit fly)
Lineage: Eukaryota; Metazoa; Arthropoda; Insecta; Diptera; Tephritidae
Gene: Cdk5alpha
Product: Cdk5 activator-like protein
Biological process (GO): axon guidance
Cellular component (GO): protein kinase 5 complex; growth cone; cytoplasm
Molecular function (GO): cyclin-dependent protein serine/threonine kinase activator activity; protein kinase binding
Source: RefSeq, a predicted model, not a curated record
CGGAGGAGAAGCUCGGCCAAACACUUACAUAUGUACCUCUACAAAUCAGCAGGAUGGGCACAGUAUUAAGUUUUAAUCCAAGAGAACGUCAUCCAUUUUAUUCAUCGCAAUCUAGCAUUCAAUAUAAUCAGCAGUCUGACAUUCGAAAUGAAUACAUACUUGAAGGCCCAUGCUUAAUGGACUCACAUUUAAAUAAUUUUUGUUAUGAGCAGUUGAAUAACGCAAAAAAUCAAGAAUCUAAACAAAGCAUUCGUGCUCCACUUGCCAAAAAUGGGUGUGGAAGAAUAAAUUUGGGCAACCAAAGUCACAUGACUAGUUAUAGUUUCAAUAAAUUGAAAGACACUAAGGAUGCAAUUAAUAAUGACCUAGAUUCACAUAAUGAAAAUGCUGCUCUUUUUACAGGAAAAAAUACUAUAGAAAAAAGUAUGAAAAAGCAUUCAAUUUUUAUUAGUGCAUUAUCUUGGAAAAAACUGGCUGCAUCUCACAAUAAAAAGAAAAUUGAAAAUAAAACCAAAUGCGGGAAUAUACCUCCAGGCUGUUUUAAAACUCAUUCCUUAGAUCCAGCCAGCACAUCGUAUACGGAUAAAAAUAAAAACGUCCGUUUGAAUUUUAACCAUAUUAACGACAGCCAACUUAUAACUUCGAAUCAAGACGACUCUCAUUCAUGUAAUACUCUCUUUUCAAACUCAAGAAAUAAAAGACAAAUAACAUCACAGGACCUUGUUAGAAUAAAUACCACUAAUUUUAAUAAACACAACAAAUUGAUUCAAAAAGAGCCGCUGGCUUUAUCGUUACCGCCGCAAUCAAACACAGUUCAAAACAAGAACAUUCCGAGGAAAACGGUAAUUCAGGCGUCAACUUCAGAGCUAUUGAAGUGCUUAGGACUAUUUCUACACUACCGAUGUAAAAAAUUGAAAACCUUCGAAGCAGGUGAUGCUGUUAUGUGGUUAAGAGCUGUUGACAGGAGCCUUUUACUUCAAGGCUGGCAAGACGUAGCAUUUAUAAAUCCAGCAAAUGUCGUUUUUGUGUACAUGUUAAUACGGGAACUGGUAGAUGGCGAAGAAACCAAAGAAUCGGAACUACAGGCAUCUGUACUUACGUGUUUAUAUUUAUCAUAUUCUUACAUGGGCAAUGAAAUAAGCUACCCACUUAAACCAUUCCUCGUUGAAGACUCAAAGGAAAAGUUUUGGGAGAGGUAAGUUGCAUAAGUUGAU